Molecule: messenger RNA, 1654 nt
Organism: Lactuca virosa
Lineage: Eukaryota; Viridiplantae; Streptophyta; Magnoliopsida; Asterales; Asteraceae
Source: the annotation of a GenBank genome assembly
CUAAGAUACAAGAUAAAGAUAGGAUUGAGUACAUAUCUUCCAUUGAUUUAUGUGACGUGGGUUCGAAUUUUACCCACCACAAGUUUUGUCCUACCAUAAUUGGGAUAAGGAGUCUAACUUCCCUUGUAGAAUUUUCCAAUUUCUUCCUCCGCCACACCAUAUAUAUACUUUACGCCACUUCGAAUGCUACAAUGUUUGAAAAAAGACGCAGAUUUUACAAAGACGGAGAAGAUAACAAGCUUCAAGUACUCCGAUCGUCAGGUGGCAUUUGGAAGCCAACAAACUGGCUAUGGCUCUUUCUCUUCACACCGUAUUUCUCUGCAAAGAGGAAGCCCUCAAUUUAUAUGCAAGAUCACCAUGUAAUGAAAGAUUCUAGCCAUUGCAAGGAUAAAUCUCAGAUAUGCAGCAUUGAUACAAGUUUUGAGGAAAUAGAAAGAUUUGAUCUUAAAAGGGGCAUGACUUUGAUUCUUGAAAAGCAAUGGAGGCAAUUUGUACAAUUGGCUAUCGUAUUGGUUUGCACAUUUGUUAUCGUUCCCAGAGUUGAUGCCGUUGAUGCUCUUAAAACUUGUGCUUGUUUACUCAAAGAAUGCAGGAUUGAGCUUGCAAAAUGUAUAGCAAACCCAUCUUGUGCGGCAAACGUUGCAUGUCUACAGACGUGUAACAAUCGGCCUGACGAGACCGAAUGUCAGAUAAAAUGUGGUGACUUGUUUGAAAACAGUGUGGUGGACCAAUUCAACGAGUGUGCGGUUUCACGAAAAAAAUGUGUGCCCCGGAAAUCGGAUGUGGGUGAAUUCCCGGUUCCGGAUCGUAAUGCAGUGGUUCAAAAUUUUAACAUAAAAGACUUUAGUGGGAAGUGGUAUAUAACAAGUGGUUUAAAUCCUACAUUUGAUACAUUCGAUUGCCAACUUCAUGAGUUUCAUAUGGAAAAUGAUAAACUUGUUGGGAACUUGACAUGGCGCAUAAAAACUUUGGAUGGUGGUUUCUUUACUCGAUCUGCUGUGCAAACAUUUGUUCAAGAUCCAGAUCUUCCUGGAGCACUAUAUAAUCAUGACAAUGAGUUUCUUCACUACCAAGAUGACUGGUACAUAUUAUCUUCCCAAAUCGAAAACAAACCCGAUGAUUACAUAUUCGUAUACUACCGGGGUCGAAACGACGCAUGGGAUGGAUACGGUGGGUCCGUGAUCUACACCCGAAGCCCGACACUCCCCGAAUCGAUCAUCCCAAACCUACAAAAAGCAGCCCAAUCCGUGGGUCGAGACUUUAACACUUUCAUAAGAACCGACAAUAGUUGUGGGCCUGAGCCUCCAUUGGUGGAACGACUGGAGAAAACAGCGGAAGAGGGCGAGAAGUUGUUGAUAAAAGAAGCUGUAGAGAUAGAAGAAGAGGUUGAAAAAGAGGUGGAGAAGGUUAGAGAUACAGAGAUGACUUUGUUUCAGAGGUUGCUUGAAGGUUUUAAGGAGUUGCAACAAGAUGAAGAGAAUUUUGUGAGGGAGUUGAGCAAAGCUUUUUGGGCGCGCGUUACCGAUUAGGAAACUUAGAUAAAUUUCGAUGAUUAAUUCAGACAAUAUAUAUGGUCAUAUGGAUUAUGUAGAUACUAAGAGAAAAAAAAACUUUUGUAUACGUGAUAAACGUGUUUGUGAUUUGUUUAUUGGCU